GCGCCGGUGUGUAUUGUGUAGCCGGUGUUGCGGCUGCUCGGUGUUCUAGGGCAACAUGUGAUCUGGAAAUGUGUGGAUCAGCUGCCUGCUUCUCGUCAUCGUGGAUACGGUCUCUUAAACAUCACUCCCGAGCUUCAAUCGUUGUUUCAUCGUAUGUGCUCACUAGCUGACGUCAUGGAUCCGCCAUCCACUCUGGUCACGGAAAAUGGAAUCCAUUGCUUGGAUUCUGCGCGACUUUCGCUCAUGGCAGAGAGGUUGAAUGACAACCUUAGAUCCGGUGGCGUGGACCUUCAAGCAUCCUGCAGCGACGUCCCCAGCAAGACCAAGUGCUGGUUGAGGUUGCACUUGCCUGCUGUAAACGAAGUUCUAUGGAAAGUCUCCAUGCAGCUUGUCGAACAUGCGCCUGGUGCGUUGACACUCUCCCACAUUGAACGCGACGAUGUGAACACAUUGCGCACGGACACGUCCUUCAUGGACGGCGCCAUCCUGUUGUACAGUUUGCUGGAGCGUCACGUGUGCAUCAAGCGACUUGUUCUGAACACCAUGGCUUUUCCAUUGUGGCACUUUCCUUCAUUGCUUGGCAACGCACUGCUUGCCAACCGUGGUAUCGUAGAGGUUGAAGAACACCCAGUCGACAUAGCCAAGUCAUGGUGGAAAACGCGCCAGUGCAGGGCGCUGUCCUGCGCCCUCGGCGAUUUGUCGCCUCGGCUAAGCUGCUUGGAUGCCUCGUCGCUCAAGCUUGACCGCAUCUCAACAGAGUGCCUUGCCAAUGGAAUUACGAAGAGCAAUCUGCGGCACCUGCGCCUCUGCAAUGGCAUGUCGGCCAGUAUGACAAGGAAACUGAUGUCUGCCGUCAUCUCCUGCCAAAGCCUCACUUCUCUGGAGUUCGCCGGUCUUAAUCGGUUCUCACGGUGCAGCGCGAUCGCUCUUGCAAGUGCCUUGAAGUGCAACAGAACGCUGAGGAAACUGCGUGCGAGUUUCAUGGCAGAGGAUGUGACCGGUAUCAUCCUCGCGUCGCUCAAGCACAACGAAACAGUGCAGGAGAUGUCACUUCGCUAUUCAGUUGACCUUUCGCGUUCCACAUUGUGGGAUGGCCUUCAAGCACUCCGAGAGAACAGGGCGCUCAAACGCCUCGAACUCACGGAAGUCUACUUUUCCAACAGCUGCGCAAUAGUUAUGGCGGAAGUUCUGCGGUGUAACAAUACAAUCGAAGCUCUUUCGCUUUCUUCGAACUCUGUCAGCGAUCUUGGUGCACGAGUGUUGGCCAAGACCCUUCAGGAGAGCUCUUCUUUAAAGAGUCUUGACAUCUCCAACUGCCGACUAACCAGCGAUGUUGUGUCAAAGUUUGUAGAAGCGGUUUCUAGAAACAGUGCGAUUGAACUUGUGCGCCUCGGGCACAUCGACAUUCCCGAAGAUUGGGCGCCGACGUUGCCUGUCACAGAAGACGUGUGCACUCGCUUGCAGGUUACGUGGAACACCCAAGCACUUGAGCAGUGGGCGGCGUGUGAGGCUUUCCGCUUCUCCAAAGCCUGCAUUGGCUGGACGAAAGACUCCAGUUGUUCUGGCAGUGUGCAGUGGUUUUCCGCAGCUCGGGUGAACAGUGCAUUGCUCGUGGAACUGGUCAUAGAAUAUCCUGGCCGUGUGGGUGCCGAAAGCACUCAAGCGGUCGUCUCUUUUAUAGAAACAACACGUUCCCUCAAAAAGCUGAUCUUACGUCCCUUCGAGUAUAACUGUAUCUUUUCAAUUGCGGUUUUAAAGAGUCUAGCCCGUAAUAAUAGUGUUCGCGAGGCCGAAUUUCACCAGACACUCCGCGGCCACCUGGUCGUCAAGGCUCUUGCAGCGCUGCUGCUCGCCAACCGAACCUUAUACCGUCUCAAGUUCAGGUCCGACAGUCUCCCCAGCAAGGCACCCGCUAUGCUGGCCCGUGCUCUCGAAGACAACUUCGUGUUCCUGACGCUGGAAUUCGAACACCAGCAUGCGCAGCACGAUAUGCGCCCAAUAAUGAGAGUCCUGAACAGGAACCGAUCACUUCUGAACAGAGCAGUCGAAUGCGUCUUGGACACUGCUAGGGACGAGCACUCAACACGAGCCCUUCGUCUUUUGUCUAACACCGAGUCACUUCUGGACGCUGUCGGCGCGGCUUCGGGCAAGGUGUGUGAUGGGUGCCGAUGUUUGGUGCUCGAGGCAGUGCGUAGCCUAGAGUGUCAACGUUCGGAAGAUCUAGUCAACACAGAGAUGAUGAAACUGUGCGAGAGGACACAACAGUAAUAGAUUCAAGAAUAGUCUUAUUAGACAAAUGACUGUGAUAAAUAAGGCAAGCUUGGAAUCAAGAUAUCUUUUUGCAGUGCGCGUUCAUAGAGACUGAUGGUGACCCCGCAGGCGAGGCGCGGGUUCCAAUGUGCGUUCUUUAUAUGUAAAACGCGACCAAGCUGCAUUUUUCAGGACACUGUGUAAGCGAUGCACAGGAAAGCGGAAGGUGCCAUGGAACAAAUGUGGACCAAACACGAAUAUGUCAUAUCUGCAGAUUAUGUACACAACUAGCAAAGAAGUCAUAGCUGCAAAACAUUAAAGCUUGAAACAAAACCACCACAGCCUCACUGGUUCACUUACAGUGGUUACACUGCACGGUUUAUCAAACUGUUUUUUAUAAGCAACGUUAUUAGCACCUGGGGGUUUAUUCAAAAUCCCUUCUCUCACUAUGUAAGUCAUUGCUAUGUUACUUUUGGUGGUGUCUGGUUAUAAUGCACUAGUGUGCUUUC
This is a messenger RNA of Rhipicephalus sanguineus (brown dog tick), 2759 nucleotides long. Its product is annotated as NLR family CARD domain-containing protein 3-like. The transcript has 2 exons. Lineage: Eukaryota; Metazoa; Arthropoda; Arachnida; Ixodida; Ixodidae. Gene Ontology annotation, cellular component: nucleus; cytosol; perinuclear region of cytoplasm. Bases 154 to 2268 code for a protein of 704 amino acids. The record is from RefSeq and is a predicted model, not a curated record. Gene Ontology annotation, biological process: nucleocytoplasmic transport; activation of GTPase activity. Gene Ontology annotation, molecular function: GTPase activator activity; small GTPase binding.